Pseudomassariella vexata is the source of this 1737-nucleotide messenger RNA. Its product is annotated as SKIP/SNW domain-containing protein. Gene Ontology annotation, biological process: mRNA splicing, via spliceosome. The record is from RefSeq and is a predicted model, not a curated record. The transcript is spliced from 2 exons. Lineage: Eukaryota; Fungi; Ascomycota; Sordariomycetes; Amphisphaeriales; Pseudomassariaceae. The coding region runs from base 1 to 1737 and encodes 578 amino acids. Gene Ontology annotation, cellular component: spliceosomal complex.
AUGGCAUCGAUUGCAGCAUCACUAACGCGGGCCCUUCCGAAGCCGAAGUACACUGGCGAAGACGAGGAAAUCCCCACGCACGCCCAAGAGCGCGGCCCCCGAAUCGUUAGUGCCGGCCAGAUAGACGAGUCGCAAAUCGUCCUUCGAAGGUCGGGCCCUCCGCCUUAUGGACAACGAGCAGGAUGGAGGCCACGCGGCCAGGAAGACUUCGGUGAUGGUGGAGCAUUUCCAGAAUGCCCAGUAGCUCAAUACCCGCUGGAUAUGGGAAAGAAGGGCUCUGAGACGAGCAACGCCCUGGCUAUCCAAGUCGACGGAGACGGCAAAGUCAAAUACGACGCGAUCGCACGUCAAGGUCACAGCGACAAGAGGAUUAUCCACGCGUCUUUCAAAGAUUUGAUACCUCUGAGACAACGCGCAGAUGCAGGCGAGAUCGACCUCGCGAAACCCAGCGAAGAAGAGAUCGAGGCGACAACGGAGCGAACGAAGAAUGCGUUGGCAUCUUUGGUCAGCGGUGCCCUGGCCGCGCAGAAACCCAAGAAUGUAACUGUUGGUCAACGAAAAGACCCAACCUUUGUUCGCUACACGCCUGCAAACCAGAUGGGAGAUAGCUCGAACAAACAAGACCGCAUCAUUCGCAUCGUGGAGCGCUUAAGGGACCCCAUGGAGCCGCCGGCGCACAAGCACAAGAAAGUCCCGAGAGGACCCCCCAGUCCUCCUCCGCCGGUUAUGCACUCGCCGCCAAGAAAGUUAACCGCUGAGGACCAGGAGAUGUGGAAGAUUCCACCUCCAGUCAGCAACUGGAAGAACCCCAAGGGAUUUACGGUGCCAUUGGACAAGAGAUUAGCAGCAGACGGGAGAGGCCUGCAAGACGUUACAAUCAAUGACAAGUUUGCCCAAUUCUCGGAGGCUCUAUACGUAGCAGAUCGGCAUGCACGAGAGGAGGUCCAGCAGAGAGCGCUCAUGCAACAACGACUUGCAGAAAAAGAAAAGGCCCAGAAGGAGGAAAACCUUCGGAUGCUCGCCCAAAAAGCCCGCGAGGAACGAGCUGGCGCAGGAAGACGUCGAAACUCCAGUGGCUCCCGCCACUCACGAUCCCGGUCUCGAAGCUACAGUUAUUCUGAUUCUGGUUCAGAUAGCGAUGAUUCAGGAGUGCGGGAGAGAGAAAAGGCGCGUCGUGAAAGACGGCAGGAAGAAGAGCGAAAACUCCGCCAGUCGCGUAUGGGCACCGAGAGGAGAAUCCAGGUUAUGGCCCGUGAACAAAAUCGCGAUAUCUCAGAAAAGAUCGCACUUGGACUGGCCAAGCCUACUCAACAAGCGGAAACAAUGUACGACUCGCGCCUGUUUAACCAGUCGAGCGGUUUCGAUAGCGGUAUCAACGAGGACAAUCCGUACGACAAGCCUCUGUUUGCGGCGCAAGAUGCUAUCAGCAGCAUUUACCGUCCGCGGCAGAACAUGGACGACUACGAGGAUGAGGGAGCUGGCGAUCAAGAAAUGGCAAAGAUUCAGAAAGCCAGCCGAUUUGGUGACGUGUUAGGCAAGGGAACCUUUAAGGGCGCAGAACUCGCUGAGGCACGUGAAGGUCCAGUGCAGUUCGAGAAGGAGGCUGCGGAUCCUUUCCAAGUGGACGAUUUUAUGUCCAAGGUCGACCAGAGCUCCUCAUCAAAGAGAGGAUAUGGCUUGCAGGACGAGGACUCAAGGAAACCGAAAAGAGUAAGGGUGGAGGAUGACGACGAUUAA